Polypterus senegalus (gray bichir) is the source of this 3192-nucleotide messenger RNA. Its product is annotated as collectin-10-like. Bases 8 to 820 code for a protein of 270 amino acids. The transcript is spliced from 6 exons. The record is from RefSeq and is a predicted model, not a curated record. NCBI's taxonomy places the organism in Eukaryota, Metazoa, Chordata, Cladistia, Polypteriformes, Polypteridae.
GGAAACCAUGGACGACCAACACUUGGGGACAUGCUGUGUGCUUUUAUUGCUUCUUCGUGGUGUCUUUUCCACAUCUGAGGUGUGUUCCAAUCACUUGAUACUGCCAGGACUGAAAGGUGAUCAAGGAGAAAAAGGCGAUGAAGGAGAUGCUGGUAAGCCAGGAAAGACAGGACCACCAGGCCCCAAAGGACCACCUGGAAAACCUGGCAGUGAUGGAGAUAUUGGAAUAAUGGGAAAGACCGGCCCACCUGGAGAAACAGGUGAUAAAGGUUUCAGUGGACGUCCUGGACAUGCUGGAGUAAAAGGAAAACCAGGCUCUACCUGUGAUUGCGGACGAUACCGCAAAGUCGUGGGCCAUCUGGUUGCUAAUGUGAGGAAACUGAAGAACUCUGUCAAGUUUGUAAAAAGUGUUAUUUCAGGGAUCAAGGAGACAGAAGACAAGUACUUUCUGAUUAUCAAAGAAGGGAAGACUUAUUCGGAAGCUCUAACACACUGCAGAAUCCGAGGAGGAACUCUCGCCAUGCCAAAAAAUGAAGGAACAAAUGCACUGAUUGCAGAGUACCUCACUCAGGCUGGACUCUCCCGUGCUUUCAUUGGGCUUCAUGACACAGAAAACGAAGGCCAGUUUGUAUACACAGACAAAACCCCGCUACAGGGCUACAGCAAAUGGAGGCCAGGAGAGCCAAACAAUGCCUUUGACAAGGAGCACUGUGUGGAGAUGGUCAACACCGGAGGCUGGAAUGAUGUGGAAUGUGAUCUUACCAUCUAUUUUGUGUGUGAGUUCCCAAAACAGAAGAGGAGUAAUGGUAUAUUCUCAUGAUGCCAUUCCCUUCGACCCUGGGGCAGCUUGCUGACCUAGAAAGUAUUUUCUUAAUUCACCACACAUGGGCCUGAUGAGUUAACCUGCAUUUAAACAAUUCUGCAAUUCAAAGGCCAGGAAACCACAAAAAGUGACACACGAUUCUUAAGUGAAUUCUAAUUUCACCACAAAAAGGGAAAAAAUGACCAUCUGGCAAUGAAAAGCACUGUUUUUAUUUCUGUAUACCAGCAUCUGAUGUCAUGGUGUGUACUUUAAAAUUUGAAAAAAUACUCUACACCCCUUUUAUACUUAUACAGUAAGUUGGUAAGUAUGACAUGCAAAUUCCAUUAUAACUGUAAAAAUGAUAAAAUAUCACUCACUUUAUAAAGAAUGUUCCAAUAAUUUCAAAACAUCAAAAGAAUUGCUGCACUACCCUAAACUAGCGGUUCUUAAACUUUGUUUUUCUCAUGACCCACAAUCGCCACGGAGCAUCAUCCCGGGGGAUCCAUCCCCUUUGUAGAAUCGCCAGCAAUCAUUAUCCCCAUUCCCCCAUGAAGAAUCACUGCCAAUUGUCAUCCUGUUUCCCCUCCGAGUAUCGCCACCAAUCACUGUCCGGGUUAACCUUGGGGAAUCACCACCGACUGUCAUUCCGGUUCCCACUCUCGGGGGGUGGGGUCCCCUUUGGAGAAUUGCCAUCAAUCGUUGUCCUGGUUCCCCCUUUGACAAACGCCAGCGAUCAUUGUAGCUUGGAGGUGGAGUCCCCCGGGUACAUUUGGUACCAGUUGUCAUCCCGGUUCCCCCUUUAAGAAUCACAGCCAAUCGUCGUACCUUUACCCCCUUCAAGAAUCACCAGCAGUGCUCAUCCCCUGGCAGUUUCCCUUUCCCCACAGCCACCCAUUACAAGGCUUCUUGUGACCCUUGUCUGUCCAGUGUUACUGUUACUCACGACUCCAUGCGACCCAAGUUCGAACAUUACGUAAAUGAAAAUAAGUUGCAAAUUAUAGUUGAAGAAACACUGCCCUAACCGAACUGUUGACUGUUAAUUUGGAACGGUACAUGCCAUCUUGCCAUAUAUAUGUCUCUUACUGACAUGACUGAAUAUAUAUAUAAAAAUAAGCACACCCCAUGAGAUUUUUUUUCUUUUAUAACGUAUGAACAUAAUCUAGAUAACGGUGAUAUAAUAAACCAAACAUCAGGCCACAUUAACAUUUUAUAUUCCAAUAUGUAAUUUAAAUAAACAUAAAUGCACAUUCUGUGUCUGAAAAAAGUAAGUGCACCGUUCAAUUUCUCACUCGAAUAAUUCAAAUUAGAAUUGGGUGCAAAUAAUUAGCCCACCAUUGAAGAAGAUCUUGUCUGAUGCUGCCUUAUUGAAACCUCAGAUUUUAGUGUGGUUUGAAGUGAGUCUUAUCACCCUGCUGUGGUCAAAAGAGCUCCCUGAGGCCUUCAGAAAGAAGGUUCUAGAGGCUUAUGAGUCUGGGGGGGGUGAGGAUUUAAAAAGAUCUCCAAAUAAUUGAAGUUCAACCAUUCCACCGUCUGGCAGGUCAUUGACAAGAUUUCAAACAACUGCCAACUUGUCCAGGCCAGGCUACACUCAACAAAUUCAGCCUGAGAACACAGUACAAGAUGCUGAAAGAAGUCACUAAGAACCCCAGAAUUUCAUCACGGGACCUCCAGGCCGCAAUUGUUGCCCAAAGUUGACCCGGCAUGUCACUUACAGCUAGGAUCAGCGUUAUGUGCUCGGACAGGCUUUCUCAUCCAACAUUAGCAGUUACAGCUCUGUGAUGUCACACUCAACUCACAAAGCAUCAUGGGGCACUGAUACAACAGAAGUGACCUGUAGGGGGGUUUUUCACGGUCCAGAUGAGAAUGGCAUGUUCAUAAUAAAGAAAUAUUUAUUUUACGUUUAGCCCUCUGACUGUACACUAUUGAAGAUAUUAACUAAAAUAAAUGCUGUAAAACACCACAUAGUAAACAUGAAAAAUAAAACUUAAAAGGGCAAAAUACUACGGAGCCCGUGAGGUGAUACAGGUAGUCCCCAAGUUACGGACAUCCGACCUACGACUUAUGAACAGGGCCGCAGCUGCAAAUCAUGCGCCUCAGUAACUGCCGCUCCAUCAUCUUCGGCCUGGGGAUGCUGCAUGUGGUGGCUGAAUGGAGGCUGCAGGGGGGGGCGAUUCCGCUGCUGGUGCAGUGUAGUGUCCCUCAGGCGGCUCCCGGCGGCAAGCGGUGACUCGUACUCCAUAGUCACCAGGGCCACAGCUAUCGCUUGUGUGCAGGAUGGAGACUUGAUGGGGUGGUUUGCUGCUUGCCAACCACACUGCCACAGCUACUGCUCCUGACUGGAUGCAGGCUGGAUGGAGCGGAGGGGGGCGUUUCACUGCCCACCCACCACA